Messenger RNA from Funneliformis geosporum, 288 nucleotides. NCBI's taxonomy places the organism in Eukaryota, Fungi, Glomeromycota, Glomeromycetes, Glomerales, Glomeraceae. The record is from the annotation of a GenBank genome assembly.
AUGGCGACUUCAAUUGAUAGAAUCAACAGACGGAAGAAAUUGGAAAGGCAGGCUACGUUAAAAAUUUUGAUCUAUAUUUCGAUUUUUUUAAAAUGGUUACCUUUAACGUUAUAUGGUAUAUGCGUCAUGUCUGGUUAUGAGGAGACUUUAUGGAUACAUAUCUCCGCCAUUAUUGCAUUUCAUUUGGGAGGGGUAUAUAGUUGCAUAUUAUAUUUCAUGAACGAAGGAUUUCGUCUUUCAAAUAAGAAGUCGUCUUCUAUUUAUGCGUUAGAAGAGCCAAAAAAAUGA